Macrosteles quadrilineatus (aster leafhopper) is the source of this 2642-nucleotide messenger RNA. RefSeq names its product paraplegin-like. Gene Ontology annotation, biological process: protein-containing complex assembly; mitochondrial protein processing. NCBI's taxonomy places the organism in Eukaryota, Metazoa, Arthropoda, Insecta, Hemiptera, Cicadellidae. The record is from RefSeq and is a predicted model, not a curated record. Gene Ontology annotation, molecular function: ATP-dependent peptidase activity; metalloendopeptidase activity; ATP hydrolysis activity. The transcript is spliced from 13 exons. Gene Ontology annotation, cellular component: membrane; m-AAA complex. Bases 195 to 2582 code for a protein of 795 amino acids.
UGUCAAAAAUAGUCAUACCAAACAACGAAACCAUAACCAUUAUGUCUUUUACAGUAUUGUAUUUUUGAAUGUUUGUUUGUGAAAUGUAUAUGGAGACGUUAGGGCUACGUAAAAAUGUUGUAAUCUUAGUGAACUGAAAAUUUUGAAUAAACUUGCACAACUGUUGUUCUUAGUCAAGCUGUAAUCUAUCAACUAUGAUGCAAGCAAACAGCUACAAGUUGGCUUGUCUUGGUUAUGCAAGAUGCAAUUUCUUGGGGGGAAUUAAAAGUGGCAUUUCUGCCUACCAGAACAAUAACAUCAAAAAGUAUGAUUCUCUUCUUGCAAGUUUCAAGACCAUUUCGUUUUGCCAAAGCUGUUUCAAGAAUAAUAUAUUUCCUUCAUUGUUGCAACAUUAUUUCAAAAACUCACCUAGAUACAAGUCAGCAGCUGAGAAGAACUUUAAAAAGGAGUAUCUAGCAGCUGUUGGAGUACUCCAGCGAUCUGGAUUGAUGAAACAGUUUGAUAAGCCUUGCUUUAACUGUCCCCGCGGACUGCACACAUCAGCAAGUAGAUCACAGAAUAAACCACCGAAUAGUGAUGGAAAAAAACCCGAUGACGAUGACAAUAAAAAGUUAUCUUCAUUAUUUGCAAAGGCAUUAUUAUGGAUGCUUAGCGGCUACAUGUUCUUAGCACUUUUAUCACUUGUAUUCCCAUCAAGUAAUCAACCCGAGCAAAUAAUCAGAUAUGUAUCCUGGAACGAGUUUGUUCAUCACAUGUUGGGUAAAGGAGAAGUAGAACAAAUCAUAGUACGGCCUGACAUUGACAUGGUUACGAUUAUAUUGUGUGAUGGAGCCGUCAUCAAAGGAAGAAAAAUUGACCACAGGACAUUUCACAUGAACAUUGUUGACAUGAAGAAGUUUGAAGAGAAGCUGCGAGAGGCAGAAGAGCGACUGGGAGUGGGCCAAGAGGGGAGAGUGCCUGUGAUCUACGAGAGAGGAACCGACACGGCUGGCAAACUGCUGGUAUCACUCAUCCUGGCAGCCAUCUUGUUAUCAGUCCUCAACAGAUCUCGCGCGAUGAAAGGCGGUCCUAUGUCCUUAGAUUAUUUUUCGCAGUUGGGAAGAGCCAAAUUCACGCUAGUGGAUCCUAUCGCUGGUCAAGGCAAAGGUGUUCGUUUUGCUGAUGUGGCAGGCUUAAGUGAAGCGAAGAUUGAGGUGAUGGAGUUCGUAGAUUACCUAAAAAGACCUGAGUUUUACAGGAAUCUAGGAGCAAAGGUACCAAGGGGAGCGUUGCUGCUAGGUCCCCCCGGCUGUGGAAAGACGUUGCUCGCAAAGGCUGUGGCUACUGAGUCCAAUGUUCCCUUUCUCUCCAUGAACGGCUCGGAGUUCAUAGAAAUGAUUGGUGGAUUGGGAGCAGCCAGAGUCAGGGAUUUGUUCAAAGAGGGACGGAAGCGGUCGCCAUGUAUCAUCUACAUAGACGAGAUAGAUGCUAUUGGCCGCAGACGUAGUGGUGGAGGACAGUGGGAUGGGGGUACAGGGGAAGGGGAGCAGACCCUCAACCAGCUGUUGGUGGAGAUGGAUGGAAUGGCGUCCAAGGAGGGUGUUAUCGUACUGGCCAGCACUAACAGAGCAGAUGUGCUGGACAAGGCCUUACUGCGUCCUGGCAGGUUUGAUCGUCACAUUCUGAUUGAUCUGCCGACACUGGAAGAACGCAGACAAAUAUUUGAAACUCAUCUGAAAGGAAUAACUUUGGAACACAAGCCCAGCAAGUAUUCACACAGGAUGGCGUAUCUUACUCCUGGCUUCAGUGGUGCAGACAUUGCUAACGUGUGCAAUGAAGCAGCACUCCAUGCAGCUAGGUCCAAACAGAAGUCUGUUACUGGAGCAGACCUUGAGUACGCAGUGGAGAGAGUGGUGGGGGGCACAGAGAAACGCAGCCAUGCAAUGACACCAGCUGAGAAAAAAGUUGUUGCCUACCAUGAGUCGGGUCAUGCUGUGGUUGGCUGGAUGUUGCCCACUACUGAUGCAUUGUUGAAAGUCACCAUCGUGCCUCGCACCAACAUGGCUCUAGGGUUUGCCCAGUACACGCCCAAGGACCAGAAACUCUUCUCUAAGGAAGAGAUUUUCGAACGAAUGUGUAUGGCCUUAGGAGGCAGGGUAGCAGAGUCGCUAACCUUCAACAAGAUCACAACUGGAGCUCAGAAUGAUCUUCAAAAAGUUAGCCAGAUGGCAUACGCCAUGGUGAGACAGUACGGCAUGAGCAACACGACAGGACUUGUGUCAUUUGAUGAUGAUAAGGGAAGCAUUAAACCAUACAGCAAAAGGAUGGCUGCCAUGUUUGAUGACGAGGCGAGGAAAAUUGUUGCCAAAGCUUACAAACAUACAGAAACAGUUCUCAAGGAGAAUAAGGACAAACUGGAGUUGCUGGCAGAGACGCUGUUGAAGAAGGAGACUUUGAACUACCCAGAGGUAGAAGAGCUGAUAGGUGCACCGCCGCACGGGGUCAAGAACCUGAUGGACCCUGCUGACUACGAGGCCUCCAUACAACACGCUGCAGGCAGCAACCCUGCACCUCAGGAGCCACCUCAGACAUCUGCACAGUAGCUAGACUAGUGGCUUUGUAAAUUAGUGUAAUUUCUUGUUAAUAAACUAAUUGCUAUUUUA